Messenger RNA from Syngnathus typhle (broad-nosed pipefish), 1792 nucleotides. Its product is annotated as synaptotagmin-1-like. The record is from RefSeq and is a predicted model, not a curated record. The transcript is spliced from 9 exons. Bases 122 to 1330 code for a protein of 402 amino acids. Gene Ontology annotation, molecular function: clathrin binding; syntaxin binding; calcium-dependent phospholipid binding. Gene Ontology annotation, cellular component: axon; dense core granule; synaptic vesicle membrane. Gene Ontology annotation, biological process: synaptic vesicle endocytosis; regulation of calcium ion-dependent exocytosis; regulation of dopamine secretion. Lineage: Eukaryota; Metazoa; Chordata; Actinopteri; Syngnathiformes; Syngnathidae.
UUCAUCAUCAUCUUCCUCUCUGUACGUGGGGAGAAAAGGGAGCACUUGUGAGUCUGGACAUCGCUGCUGUUUGGACAGUCGGGAUAUUGGAUGCAAUUGUCCGUUCUAUGAGGAGCACAACAUGACGGGAACCAACAAAGCUUUUCCGAUCGUCCCAACGAGAGCCGCCCAAGGGUCCAACGCCACAGAAAACCAAACGCACCCCGCAGGCCAAAGUCCAGAUAAAUUCAAGAGCGAGCCUCAUCAGAUCCACACAUCAUCGUGGUCGGUGGUGGCUUUCUGUAUCGUCAGUUUGUUUGUACUGCUCUCCUUCGGAGCGUGCGCGUGGAAGAAAUGUCUGAAAAAGGACAAGGACAAGAAAAAAGGAAAAGACAAGAGCAAGGGUGGAGAUUUUGACAUGGAAAAUGAUGAACGUUCCAAAGAGCCAGUAAAAGUCGAAAGCAAGAAGGAAACCGAGUUGUCAGACAUCCAGCCAAAGGAGGAUGAAAACUUGGGGAGACUACAUUUCACAUUGGACUACAACUUCACUGAUAAUAUGCUCGUAGUGGGCAUCUUGCAAGCAGCCGGACUUCCUGCCAUGGACGUGGGCGGAAGCUCGGACCCUUACGUUAAGGUUUAUCUGCUCCCGGACAAAAAGAAAAAGUUUGAAACCAAAGUUCACAGGAAGACUCUGGAACCCAAUUUCAAUGAGACGUUCACAUUUAAGGUACCGUACACGGAGCUGGGCGGCAAGACGCUGGUGAUGACUGUGUACGACUUUGACCGCUUCUCCAAGCACGACGCCAUUGGGGUGGUGAAGAUCCCAAUGAGCAGCGUGGACUUCAGCCAGUCGCUGCAGGAAUGGCGCGAUCUGCAGAAGGCGGAAAAAGAGGAGAGUGAGCGGCUCGGAGAUAUUUGUUUGUCCCUGAGGUACGUUCCGACAGCAGGCAAGUUGACUGUAGUGAUCCUGGAGGCCAAAAACCUGAAGAAAAUGGACGUGGGUGGAUUAUCAGACCCUUAUGUGAAGAUCCACUUGAUGCUGAAUGGGAAAAGACUCAAGAAAAAGAAAACCAGCAUCAAGAAGAAUACUUUGAACCCUUACUACAAUGAGUCGUUCAGCUUUGAAGUGUCGUGUGAACAAAUCGAGAAAGUGCAGGUCGCAGUGACCGUGUUGGACUAUGACAAGAUUGGAAAAAACGACGCCAUUGGGAAAGUACUGCUGGGCGGGAGCAUCGCCGGAAGCGAGCAACAUCAUUGGUCGGACAUGCUCGCCAACCCAAGGCGGCCCAUCGCGCAGUGGCACAGCCUUCAACCGGAGGACGAUAUUAAUGCGUUGAUUUCGAAGAAAUAAACAUCUGAGGGGCCCAAUGGAUGAAAGACUCUCCUGAUGUUAUGUACCAUUUCUCCAUCUGUAUCAAACAGCGUAAAGGUGAUCAAUAUGGAAAUAUUAGUGGGCAGCAUGGCAACAGGUAUAACGGCAGUAGGUCUUUUUUUUCUCCAAUAUAUUGGGAGUACUGAAAAUGUCAAACCUUUUUAAAAUAUUGACUUCACAUGUUCCAUUUGAUCACAUUCAAAUUAAAUUAAGUCUUUAAAUUUUUCUACACACUUUUGUGUGAGUGUUUUCCAUCAUCUGCUCUAUAUUCAACCACACGCACAGUACAUCUGUUAUGAUAAUGACACGACAGGGGAGCGACAAUUUUCCUUGAUUAGCUGUUGCAUUAUGCCCACAGAAGGGAUUAUUACAUCAAAUAUCUAUUUUUUUUUUUAUUUUGUAAAUAUGCAUCACAUUAUUUUGAAUGGAAUAAAGCUAUUA